CAACGCAAUUGAACCAUUUCUGGUUUAAUCUCUUCUCUUCCGAAGAAAUUCGCGUAAUCAUUUUAAUUUGGAUCUUUUCUAAUUUGUUUGUUCCGAUUUGCAUAGCUAUCAAGGAUAUACCUAGACCCUUAAGUUUUACAAAAACACCGUCAAUAUCUUUUCGUCUUCAAGCAACCUUAUUUCGGCAUAAUAAUACCAUUGAAUGAGCUUGCUGCCUCAAAAGUAGAAGCUUGAAACAUCAGAUAAUUUGAAGCCUACCAUAUCUAUUCGUCCUUUUCUAUGCAAGCUAUUAUUUAGAAUGAGUGUUCCUUUUCCAGACGUUGUGGCUCGAACUUUGCUUGAUUUAAAAGUCAAAGUCGUUUUCGGCAUUGUUGGAAUUCCCGUAAUUGAGGUCUGUGAGGCUAUCCAAAAAGCGGGAAUCCAGUUUAUUGGUUUUCGUAACGAACAGAGUGCUGCUUAUGCUGCUUCAGCCUACGGAUAUUUAACGAGAACGCCAGGAGUUUGUAUAGUUGUUGGCGGUCCUGGUGUCGUGCAUGCCAUGGCGGGAGUUUUUAAUGCUUCAGCAAAUCGUUGGCCUUUACUUCUCAUGGCUGGUUCUAGUGGUACUUCUCAACGAUAUCGGGGAGCCUUCCAAGAGUUAGACCAAGUUGCCUAUCUAAGUGCAAGCACAAAGUUAGCUUUGCGACCUCCCGCUCCGACGAUGAUUACAGCAUCGAUUCAUCGGGCAUACUGUGUUUCCAUAAACGGAACCCCAGGUCCUUGCUAUGUUGAUCUUCCAGCUGACUUUAUUCAAUCCUCUAUUCAAGAAUCUUCCUGGGAAGCUCUUCCUUGCAUUCCUCGUGCCUUGGAGUGUGGUCCUGAUCCAAACCAGGUCCAAAAAGCCGUGCUACUGUUGAAAAGCUCAAAGUCUCCUUUAAUUGUCAUUGGAAAAGGGGCUUCUUAUGCACAUGCCGAAGAAAAGCUCUUGGCCUUAAUAGAGCAAACAAAUGUACCUUUCUUACCGACUCCAAUGGGCAAAGGAUUAUUGCCGGAAAAUCAUCGGCUAAACUUUUCGUCUGCAAGGUCAACAGCUUUAAAAAAUGCAGAUCUUGUCUUAUUGGUCGGCGCUCGUUUAAAUUGGUUAUUACACUUUGGCUUCUCUCCCCGGUGGUCAAAAAAUGCUAAAUUUAUCCAAAUCGAUUCUACUGCUGAGGAAUUGGGAAAUAACGCUGGUGAUGUGUCUCUUGGGAUUUGGUCAGAUAUUAACUUAGCUUUAGAUCAACUAAUAAGCUCUUUACAAGCCUGGAACUACUGCUCUGAACAAUCAUUGUAUCUUGCUAUGCUUCAAAAACAUCGCAAACGAAAUGAGUCUAAAAAGUUGUGUUCAUCGAAAAAAGAUGGUCCUUUGCAUAUGGAAGAUGCUUUAACUGUCAUCAAUAACUCUAUUCAAUCUUUGGUAAACGAAACACAGAGAAACGUAACCUGGGUUUCUGAAGGAGCAAACACUUUGGACAAAGGUCGAAAAGUCCUGGAAGUAACUCAUCCUCGUGGUAGACUAGAUAGUGGAACAAUGGCUACCAUGGGCGUUGGUCUUGGUUAUUCCAUUGCAGCGUCAGUAGCGAAUCCUUGGGAUAAAAUUGUCGCGGUAGAAGGCGAUAGUGCUUUUGGUUUUAGUGCAAUGGAAUUAGAGACUGCCAUUCGAAGCAGAUUAGAUCUUUUGAUUAUUGUAAUUAACAACAACGGUGUAUAUCACGGUUUGGACGAUUCGACUUAUGAGAAAUUUAAAACUCACAAUCAACUUCCCACAACGGCUCUGUCUCCUGCAGUUCGAUAUGACCUAAUAUGUGAAGCGUGUGGUGGGAAAGGCUACUUUGCUACGAAUGUCAAUGACUUGAAAAAUGCUAUCCAAGAUUUUUGGAGACAAGGAACUACAUGCUUAAUUAAUGUUAUGGUAGAUCCUGAGAUGGACAAAAUAUUGAGUUUUGCAUGGAUGAAUGAUGAAAGGCUAAAUGCGAAAUUAUAGAAUGCUAUUUCUGAUUAGGAUACUAUUCUGAAUCGUUAAAGAAGGUGAAAAAGUAAAAUAAUAAUAGAGAGAUUAUGAUUCGUUUGGGCACUUAGCGAGCCUCAAGCUCAUUAUACGCCUGUUUAAUGUCAUGAAGUAACCAUUCCUUUGUAGAAUUUGAGGUUCUUUUGGUGGGUAUGGCACCAUGAAAUGAACUAUUAGUGGGAUUUGCCGGCAUAUUUAGUAUAUAAGAAAUUAUAUCGUAAACUUCAAUAUUACGGAAGGGGAUUAUUUGCUUCGACUUAAAGGGUUCAAAGGCAGGACCGAAUGCUGUAAAUAUAGCUCUCAUCAGAGGAGAAGUAUUAUCGUAACCAUGAACACCAUAUGGUUCAUAUUCAACAUCUGGAGAAUGGUCUAACGAAGAGACGAUUGACCAACCUGGAUUUGGUAUCAUCCAAACAGGAGCUAUUCUAUCAUUUUUUGAAUAAUGCAAUUUUUCAGGAAAUUCUUCUUUGGUUAAAGAUCGCCAAUACUCCGUCCCCGGAAGUGAUUCUGAGGUUGCAUUCCUCAGACUAUCAGCAAUAUACGUCUCGUCCGAUCCAGUUUCACCUCGGAAACCAGCCAAGGGCCAACCGUCUCGGAAUUCAAUUUUCGAUACAUUCAGUAGAUCAUCCAACCAAAGCAAACGAUUGUUUGACGUAGGAGCCAUACCGUGAUCGCUUACAAAUAUAACGUUUACAAUGUCUUGCAAGUUUCUCUGCCUGAUACCUUCAAGCAACCUACCAAUCAUCUGGUCAACUUCUCUCAGCAUCAAAUCAAGUUGUGAUGAAUCAGGACCAAAGGUAUGGCCAACCGAAUCAACGUGAGGCACAUAACACAUAAGUAAUUGAGGUCGAGUAUCGUCUGCAUGAUCAAGCCAAUGAAGUAGUUCAUCCUUUUUUUCUUUAAGGGUUACACUAGCAUUGAAGGAUGUGUAAUACGAGGGCCGUAUUCCAUCAUGAGCAACUUCAUUCCCCGGCCACAUAUGGAUAGCUGAACGAAUUGAAUGACGUUCAGCAUUGAUCCAAAUUGGUUCUGCCUGCGUCCACCAAGAUGGAUCUUGAUUGCAUUCUGGACGAGUAUUUACAAAAUAUUUUCCACUAAUAGGGUCGUAAAAGUUGUUACUCACCAUUCCAUGAUUUUCCGGGUAAACUCCAGUCGCAAGAGAGUAGUGAUUAGGGAACGUUAUACUAGGAAAAACUGGAACCAUGAAUGGUGCAUGAGCAUUCUUUUCAGCCAACUGCAACAAAUUGGGUGUGUGGCCUCGAUACAUAUAGUCUGCUCGAAAACCAUCCAAAGAAAUCAUGAUUACAGUAGGAAGGAAUGUGUUUGUUCCAUUGCUGAGGCGAAUUCCUUUAUUUGGAUACAAAAGAUUAUCUGAUUUAGAAGAAACGGCCGCUCUAUAAACACCAAUUGCAACAAUGAAGAACACUGCAACAGCUAGCAUAUAGCGCUUCAGAAUCAAUGACCGAGAUGAUGGUUCUUUAAGAUAUUCUACGUUGUUUACUUCAUUUCGUUUUCGUAAAUUGAACAAGCCGCCAGGCAUUUUCGAAAUCGACUUCUCCAGAUGUUUGGCGCUUAGUAGACAAAUCUUUUGGUGAUUGUUUAUUGUUGUUUACUUUAGCGCAUCUUUGCGUAUUUCGUCAAUCUUGAG
Molecule: messenger RNA, 3674 nt
Organism: Schizosaccharomyces cryophilus OY26
Lineage: Eukaryota; Fungi; Ascomycota; Schizosaccharomycetes; Schizosaccharomycetales; Schizosaccharomycetaceae
Product: oxalyl-CoA decarboxylase
Exons: 2
Coding region: 299-2002 (567 amino acids)
Biological process (GO): fatty acid alpha-oxidation
Cellular component (GO): peroxisome
Molecular function (GO): catalytic activity; thiamine pyrophosphate binding; magnesium ion binding
Source: RefSeq, a predicted model, not a curated record